Molecule: messenger RNA, 762 nt
Organism: Tribolium madens (black flour beetle)
Lineage: Eukaryota; Metazoa; Arthropoda; Insecta; Coleoptera; Tenebrionidae
Gene: CHOp24
Product: transmembrane emp24 domain-containing protein 2
Exons: 3
Coding region: 88-687 (199 amino acids)
Biological process (GO): endoplasmic reticulum to Golgi vesicle-mediated transport; Golgi organization; intracellular protein transport
Cellular component (GO): COPII-coated ER to Golgi transport vesicle; endoplasmic reticulum; endoplasmic reticulum-Golgi intermediate compartment
Source: RefSeq, a predicted model, not a curated record
AAAAUUUGUCAUGUUGGCUGCGCAUCUUUUUGACAGAAGAAGUUAGGUUAGAUACGUGGCCGAAGAAUUUAAAGUAAAUCUCAAGAAAUGUGUUCAAAACUGCUAAUCUCCAUUCUCCUCUUGUACACAAGUUCAACAUCGGCUUAUUUCAUCACCGUGGACGCCCACGCCGAGGAAUGUUUCUUCGACAAAGUUGAAGCUGGCACAAAAAUGGGCUUGACUUUCGAGAUAGCCGAAGGGGGCUUCCUCGACAUCGACGUCCGGAUCGUGGGCCCCGACGAGAAAGUCAUCUACCAGGGCGAGCGCGAAACUUCGGGGAAAUACACAUUUUCGGCGCACACCGCCGGCACUUACACUUACUGUUUUUCGAAUAAAAUGUCGACAAUGACGCCCAAAGUGGUCAUGUUUAAUAUGGCCAUCGGGGAAGGCCCCAAAGCCGAGCACCAAGAGGGCGAGUCGACGAACAAGCUGGAGGAUAUGAUACGGGAAUUGAGCGCUUCGUUGACGGGAGUCAAACAAGAACAGGAGUAUAUGCAAGUCAGGGAUCGCAUUCACAGGAGUAUUAACGAAAAUACGAAUUCAAGAGUGGUCAUGUGGUCGUUUUUUGAAGCCCUCAUUCUGAUCGCAAUGACGCUUGGACAGGUUUACUACCUAAAGAGGUUCUUUGAGGUGCGGAGAGUCGUCUAAGACACUUUUUGUUGUGAAUUUUUGUAAAUUAAUAUUUAAUAAGGAUUUUUAAUAAGAAAAUGCCACAAAAUCCAA